UAGACAAAUAGCGACUUCCUCAAUGUUGGUAUCUUUACAGCUCAUGCGUGCGACCUUUGACGCAGCGUCCUGUUAGAAUUUUGUACUUUACCCCCCACAUGAUCUCGAGAUAUCGAAUAUGUUCCUUAUGAGGAGAGCUGUAGUGCUGCCCCUCACGCGGACCAAUUCCUGUCGGACAUUUUGCGUCUCCAAAAGUCUCCAGAUGGAAAGAAAAGGUUUGGUGCUGGGAGUGUUCGAGAAGAAGGAAAAGGAAGGCAGCCUUCAUUUGACGGGGGCAGCUGAAGGUUUUGAUCGUAAAGUGUCUGGAAAGCUGUCCGAAUUACUGAAAAUUUCCGGAUCGCCUCUUAAGAAGGGCAAAAGCAGGGUAUUCUAUGGAGUUCACAAGGACUUCCCAUGUGUCGCCGUAGUCGGUCUGGAUGAAGUCACAGCGGGUGUGUGCAGGGCAGAGAACUGGGACUGCGCCAAGGAGAACAUCCGCGUGGCUGUGUCGGCGGGCUGCAGGGUUCUCCAGGACCUGGACGUGAACCAUGUGGAGGUGGACGGCUGCGGCGACCCUCAGGCGGCAGCAGAGGGCGCCUUACUGGGCCUGUUUCAGUAUGACCAGCUGAAAUCCAAGAAAAAGCCCAAAGUGACAGUGCAGCCUCAUGCCAGUGCUGAACUGACAGCGUGGGAGAAAGGAGUGCUGUACGCCGAAGGGCAAAACCUAGCCCGCCUCCUCAUGGAGGCCCCAGCCAAUCACAUCACUCCCACCGCUUUCGCCAAGACCAUUGAAGAGCGGCUGGCGCAAUAUGGCGACCGGGUAUUAGUCCAUAAGAGAUCACAGGCGUGGAUCGAGGAGCAAGGGAUGGGCGCGUUUCUCAGUGUAUCCAAAGGCUCGGAGGAGCCCCCUGUCUUCCUGGAGCUGCAUUACAACGGCUCACCCGACAGCGCUCAGGCCCCUCUGCUUCUGGUCGGCAAGGGCAUCACCUUUGACAGCGGCGGCAUUUCUCUGAAGCCUUCGGCUUCCAUGGAUAUGAUGCGAGCCGAUAUGGGCGGAGCCGCCACCGUGUGCUCCACGGUCGUCACGGCGGCUGCCCUCAAGCUGCCCAUCAACAUCAUCGGUCUCGCUCCACUGUGCGAGAACAUGCCCAGCGGCAAGGCGACCAAACCGGGUGACGUCAUCAUGGCAAAGAACGGGAAAACCAUCCAGGUGGAUAACACUGAUGCAGAAGGCCGCCUUAUCCUCGCCGACGCGCUCUGUUACGCACAUACCUUCAACCCCAAAGCUGUCGUCAACGUCGCUACGCUAACAGGGGCCAUGGACGUCGCGCUAGGCUCGGCGGCGACUGGAGUGUUUACCAACUCUGAUUGGCUGUGGGAGCAGCUUCAUAAGGCCAGUAUUGUGACAGGCGACCGAGUAUGGCGAAUGCCUUUGUUCCAGCACUACACCAGACAGGUGACAGACAGCCAGCUGGCCGACCUCAACAACAUCGGCAAGUACAGCAGGUCGGGCGGCGCAUGCACGGCGGCGGCGUUCUUGAGGGAAUUUGUCACUUCGCCACACUGGGCUCAUCUGGACAUCGCAGGAGUGAUGAGCAACAAGGAUGAAAUUCCAUACUUGAAGAAGGGCAUGUCAGGAAGGCCAACGCGCACCCUGGUGGAGUUUGCGGCUGCUUUGGCGCACAAUAAAUGAGCAACUUUACAAAUGGGGGUGUCUUUAGUAGGGGUGAAAUUAGUUCUUGAAUUAUUUCCUCAAACUUGAUU
Messenger RNA from Hippocampus zosterae (dwarf seahorse), 1743 nucleotides. It is a transcript of the gene lap3, whose product is annotated as leucine aminopeptidase 3. The transcript is spliced from 12 exons. The record is from RefSeq and is a predicted model, not a curated record. Gene Ontology annotation, cellular component: cytoplasm. Gene Ontology annotation, molecular function: manganese ion binding; metalloaminopeptidase activity. Gene Ontology annotation, biological process: proteolysis. NCBI's taxonomy places the organism in Eukaryota, Metazoa, Chordata, Actinopteri, Syngnathiformes, Syngnathidae. The coding region runs from base 119 to 1672 and encodes 517 amino acids.